AUGUCGAAAUCGAGCUUUUUCCUCGUGUCGCUACCGACAUCCAUCUCGCCAUCCAAUGACGGCGACGAAGCGCUGACGGCGCUGCGAUCUGUCGUGUCCACCGACAACGGCACGACGUAUCCAUUCAGCAUCCCGAGCUUCAAGAUUGGCACUCUGGACGCGCUGGUGCAGCAGGCCGACGACUUGCAGAAGCUGGAGCAGGGAUGCAAGGGCGUUGUGGAAAAGGUGGCCGACUCGCUGAAGAAUAUUCUCGAGGGUGAUGAGGACAAGAUUGCCGAUCAGAAGAACGUCAACGACAAGCCUGUGGACCACUACCUGCAGAGCUUCCAAUGGAACAAGGUCAAGUAUCGCGCUGAGAAACCCAUCUCGGAGCUGGUGGACAUGCUACAGAAGGAUAUCGCCAGUAUAGACAACGACGUCAAGACAAAGUUCAACCAGUACAACUCCACAAAGACGUCUUUGGCCUCGGCCCUGCGCUCGCGCACCGGUAACCUGUCCCAAAAGUCGCUCACCGCAGUCGUCAACCCAAAGAACCUGCUCGCGCCAGAUGCCUCGGAAUACCUGCAACAACACUUGAUCGCCGUGCCCAAGAACCAAGUCAAGGAUUACCUCUCUAGCUACGAGUCCUUGUGUCCCAUGGUCGUACCGCGUUCGUCGCAGGAACUGGCCAAGGAUGACGAGUUUAGCCUGUUCGCUGUUACUGUCUUCAAGAAGCACAGUGCAGAGUUUGUUCACAAGGUGCGCGAGAGACGCUGGACGCCUCGUGAGUGGAAGUUCAAUGAGGGCGGACGUGAGGCAGAGGAGGCCGAGCAGCAGAAGCUUGAAAAAGACGAGCGCCGUGUUUGGGGUGAGGCUCUUCGUCUGGGUCGUACUGGAUACAGCGACGCUGUCAUGGCAUGGAUCCAUGUUCUUGCUCUGCGCGUCUUUGUCGAGACGGUCUUGCGCUAUGGUCUGCCUCUGAGCUUUGUUUGCGGUCUUGUCAAGACGGACAAGAAGUCGGUCGAAAAGGCAAAGAAGAAUCUCGACGGCGCCUACUCACACCUCGGCGGAAACGCAUUCGGUCGUGACAAGAAGGGUAGGGUUACCAAGGAUGAUGCUCAAACGGCCAACGAGCUGCAAGUGUCUGGUCAUGCUGGUGGUGAAGACUACAACGCAUACGUCUUUUACCAGUUCGAGAUUGCAUGA
Aureobasidium subglaciale EXF-2481 is the source of this 1185-nucleotide messenger RNA. RefSeq lists its product as uncharacterized. NCBI's taxonomy places the organism in Eukaryota, Fungi, Ascomycota, Dothideomycetes, Dothideales, Saccotheciaceae. Gene Ontology annotation, molecular function: proton-transporting ATPase activity, rotational mechanism. The transcript is spliced from 3 exons. Gene Ontology annotation, cellular component: vacuolar proton-transporting V-type ATPase, V1 domain. Gene Ontology annotation, biological process: proton transmembrane transport. The record is from RefSeq and is a predicted model, not a curated record. Bases 1 to 1185 code for a protein of 394 amino acids.